Molecule: messenger RNA, 2258 nt
Organism: Gekko japonicus
Lineage: Eukaryota; Metazoa; Chordata; Lepidosauria; Squamata; Gekkonidae
Gene: ORC2
Product: origin recognition complex subunit 2
Exons: 17
Coding region: 54-1727 (557 amino acids)
Biological process (GO): DNA replication
Cellular component (GO): nuclear origin of replication recognition complex; nucleus
Molecular function (GO): DNA replication origin binding
Source: RefSeq, a predicted model, not a curated record
CCGCCGCCUGCGCGGGAAAGAGAGCGGCCCUUCGCUGCGCCGCACAUCUUGCUAUGAGUAAGCCAGACAAAAGGAAGAAUCGGGUCCUAGAAGUCAAAUUUGUGGCAGAUGAAGACGUUCUGCAGCACAUUUCCGAGAAUGCUGGUCCUAAAGUUCAGAAGAAGAAAGUUCCACCUGUAAUUGAUGUGAAAAGAUGGGUGAAGGAAACAGAAGGCAACUCCAGUGAGGAGACCCAGGAUGCUUUUGAGCAGCAGGACUACGUGUCUGUUCUUGGGACAGGCAUCAAAGGUGGCAGCAAUGUCUUCGCGUUCAGAACUCCAAAGAACUCCAAAAAGAUGGCAGAGAUGGCCUCAGAACUAGCUAACAAGUCAGGGAAGAACGUGAAACAUGUCAUAUCGAAGAAAGCUGAGAAGAGAGAAAGCUCUCCUAAAAGCACCAAGAAGCCACCCGCAUCGAGCAAAGGCCAGGUGGAGGGUAAAAAGAAUGAGGUGUCAAAAACAGUGUACGGAUUCAGGAAAAGAAUAGCAGCCUUAAACAGGUGCUCUGACAGUGAGAGUGAUUAUUCCUCUUCGGAUUCUGAGAAGGACAGCGAUGACAAUCGUGAAGCAACGGUUGAUGAAGCUCUUCAGCCGGACACGCCAAAUCAAACAAUGAUUUCAGCCAGCGACCAGCCAGCAGGGAAGAAACCGAAGAAAGGCAUUUCCAGCAAUCUGGUGGAAGAGUAUUUUGAAGCACACAGCAGCUCCAAAGUUAUAACUUCUGACCGAACACUUCAGAAGCUGCAGAGAGGAAAGCUGGAUCAGGAGACCCUGCAGAACAUCUUGAAUAAAGUGCCAAUUGCUUUUGCUGCUGAACGUGAAGAGUUAAACAAGCAACAUGAAUCCCUCUUUUACAAAUGGAUGUUACAGUUGCACUUGGGAUUCAAUAUUGUGCUUUAUGGGCUAGGUUCAAAGAAAAACCUCUUGGAGAAUUUUCGCACCUCUCUUCUUCAGGAUUCGGUUCAUCUUGUGGUGAAUGGGUUCUUCCCCAGCAUCACUGUGAAAUCGAUUCUGAAUUCCAUCACGGAGGAGGUGCUGGAUCACACAGGCACUUUUCGCAGCCCCCAGGAUCAGUUGGACUGGAUCGUGAAAAGAUUUAAAGAAGACCCUUCCUCGGAGCUCUACCUGCUCAUCCAUAACCUGGACAGCCAGAUGCUGAGAGGAGACAGAAGCCAACAGAUCCUGGGACAGCUGGCAUCCCUUCCCAGCGUCUACCUCAUCGCCACGAUUGACCACAUCAAUGCCCCACUCAUGUGGGAUCAGGCAAAACAAAGCCUAUAUAACUGGCUAUGGUACGAAACGACUACCUAUAGCCCUUAUGUUGAAGAAACAUCCUAUGAGAACUCAAUGUUGAUAAAGCAGUCUGGGUCUUUAGCUCUGAGCUCACUCACGCACGUCCUGCACAGUCUCACUCCUAAUGCAAGGGGUAUUUUCAGGCUUCUGGUACAGUAUCAGCUGGAGAAUAAGGAUAACCCCUCGUACCCAGGGCUUCCCUUCCAAGAUUUCUAUCAACAGUGUCGAGAGGCCUUCUUGGUCAACAGUGACCUCACUCUCAGGGCCCAGCUUACAGAAUUCAGGGAUCAUAAGCUCAUUCGGACCAAAAGGGGUGCUGAUGGAGUGGAAUAUUUAUUAAUUCCUGUGGACACUGGGACCUUGAUGGACUUUUUAGAAAAAGACAGUGAAGUCUGAAGUCGCUCCUAUUCUAUUAGAGCUGCCCUCAAAGAAUGCUGGAGUACUUCCCGCCAUGUCGCCAUUCUCAAAUCUCAGGAGUCUAACCCACAAUAAUGGAGCGAAGUACUGUGUAUGCAAAGCCAACUUCUAGAUCUGCUCAGGUUUCCCGUCACGGGUGAUGUCUUCUUCCUGUCCUCUUAACCCUAGACAAAGGAAAUGCCAGUCGUCAAUAGCAAUGUGCCUUUUUGUUCAUAAGCCUGUUGGAGAAAAGGGCUUGAUAGGAGUAACCUCUUGCUUGAAAAUGUGCUCGGUUGGCGGUCUGGUUGCCAGCAGCUCUAGGAGACCAAGGUUCCCAGCAAGGAGUCUGAACAUGGACAAGAGCAACACACGGACACCAGAGGAAAGGAAGUCUUGGAUAGUAAAACUUCUAGCCUUAAUGAAAAAAAUCUUCCCGGUGACAUCAGAAGUAAAGAGAUGUAAUACUUUAAAAAUGUUUUUUUAAAUUGUGCAAUAGCUCUCUGUGUGCAGUUCUGUCAUGUUGAUUAUUGA